GCGCUCGGCGGCUCAUUCCGCGGCCGCCGCCAGCCGAGGGGAGCGUCGCGAGCAGAUGCCGCGGGGGCCGCUCGCAGCCGCCGCCGACUUGUGAAUGGGACCGGGACUGGGGCCGGGGCUGACACCGCCGCGCUCGUCCUGCGCCAGGCGCCGACGGCCCCGAGCUCGCGCCACCCUCCAGGGCCCCAGAAAUUACUAUAUUUUUGGCUCCGUGACCCCGUGAUCCUCAUUCCUGUUGUCAUUUGUUGAGUGACCAAUCAGAUGGGUGGAGUGUGUUACAGAAAUUGGCAGCAAGUAUCCAAUGGGUGAAGAAGAAGCUGUUACCCGGACAUAUCCCGUGUCACAUGAAACCUUUCCUCCUCGGCAGGAAGAUUUGACUGUUUACCUGGGCACUGAAGGUUGGAUAGCUAUUGAAAGAGAAGCCGACUGGGAAAGUGGGUGAUGUGCUCAGCGUGCAGAGGCAUUCCAUUGCAAGAGAGGCCUGCGUGACGAGUCGGGGAGGUCACCAUCAGCCAGGCUGCCACACGGUUUCUGGAAGGGGUGACAGCCACCUUCUCCUGUGCCUAAGAUAACCAAACAAUGAAGGAGAACUACUGUUUCCAAGCUGCCCUGGUGUGCCUGAGCGUGCUGUGCCACAGCCAGGCCUUCCCCACAGAGCGGCGGAGCCACCUGCGACCCUCGUUCCACGGGCACCACGAGAAGGGCAAGGAGGGGCAGGUGCUGCAGCGCUCCAAGAGAGGCUGGGUCUGGAACCAGUUCUUUGUGAUAGAGGAGUACACCGGGCCUGACCCCGUGCUCGUAGGCAGGCUUCAUUCUGAUAUUGACUCUGGUGAUGGAAACAUUAAAUACAUUCUCUCAGGUGAAGGAGCUGGAACCAUUUUUGUGAUUGAUGACAAAUCAGGGAACAUUCAUGCCACCAAGACAUUGGACCGAGAGGAGAGAGCCCAGUACACGCUGAUGGCUCAGGCGGUGGACAGGGACACCAACCGGCCUCUGGAGCCGCCGUCAGAGUUCAUUGUCAAGGUCCAGGACAUUAACGACAACCCUCCUGAGUUCCUGCACGAGACCUAUCAUGCCAAUGUGCCCGAGAGGUCCAACGUGGGAACAUCAGUAAUCCAGGUGACAGCGUCAGAUGCAGAUGACCCCACCUAUGGAAACAGCGCCAAGUUAGUGUACAGUAUCCUGGAAGGACAACCUUACUUUUCAGUGGAAGCACAGACAGGUAUCAUCAGAACAGCCCUUCCCAACAUGGACAGGGAGGCCAAGGAGGAGUACCAUGUGGUGAUCCAAGCCAAGGACAUGGGGGGACACAUGGGUGGACUCUCAGGCACAACCAAAGUGACGAUCACACUGACUGAUGUCAAUGACAACCCGCCCAAGUUUCCACAGAGCGUGUACCAGAUGUCUGUGUCAGAAGCAGCUGUCCCCGGGGAGGAGGUGGGACGAGUGAAGGCAAAGGACCCAGACAUCGGAGAAAAUGGCUUAGUCACAUACAAUAUCGUUGAUGGGGACGGAAUGGAGUUGUUUGAAAUCACAACGGACUACGAAACACAGGAGGGCGUGGUGAAACUGAAAAAGCCUGUAGAUUUUGAAACCAAAAGAGCGUACAGCUUGAAGGUGGAGGCAGCCAAUGUGCACAUCGACCCGAAGUUCAUCAGCAACGGGCCUUUCAAGGACACUGUGACCAUCAAGAUCGCAGUGGAAGAUGCUGAUGAGCCCCCCAUGUUCUUGGCCCCAAGUUAUAUCCAUGAAGUCCAAGAAAAUGCAGCCGCUGGCACGGUGGUUGGGAGAGUGCAUGCCAAAGAUCCUGAUGCUGCCAACAGCCCAGUAAGGUAUUCAAUCGAUCGUCAUACUGACCUCGACAGGUUUUUCACUAUUAAUCCAGAGGACGGCUUUAUUAAAACUACAAAACCUUUGGAUAGAGAGGAAACCGCCUGGCUCAACAUAUCCGUUUUUGCAGCAGAAAUCCACAACCGGCAUCAGGAAGCCAAAGUCCCAGUGGCCAUCAGGGUCCUUGACGUCAAUGAUAAUGCUCCCAAGUUUGCUGCCCCUUAUGAAGGUUUCAUCUGUGAGAGUGACCAGGCCAAGCCACUCUCUAACCAGCCAAUUGUUACAAUUAGUGCAGAUGACAAGGAUGACACAGCCAAUGGACCAAGAUUUAUCUUCAGUCUACCCCCUGAAAUCAUUCACAAUCCCAAUUUCACAGUCAGAGACAACAGAGAUAACACCGCAGGGGUGUAUGCCCGGCGCGGGGGCUUCAGCCGGCAGAAGCAGGAUUUGUACCUCCUGCCCAUCGUGAUCAGCGAUGGUGGCAUCCCGCCCAUGAGCAGCACCAACGCCCUCACCAUCAGGGUCUGCGGGUGCGACGUGAACGGGGCGCUGCUCUCCUGCAACGCGGAGGCCUACAUUCUGAACGCCGGCCUGAGCACGGGGGCGCUCAUCGCCAUCCUGGCCUGCAUCGUCAUUCUCCUCGUCAUCGUAGUGUUGUUCGUGACCCUGAGAAGGCAAAAGAAAGAACCACUCAUCGUCUUCGAGGAGGAAGAUGUCCGCGAGAACAUCAUCACCUACGACGACGAAGGGGGUGGGGAGGAAGACACGGAGGCCUUUGACAUCGCCACCCUUCAGAAUCCUGACGGGAUCAAUGGAUUUAUCCCUCGAAAAGACAUAAAACCCGAGUAUCAGUACAUGCCCAGACCUGGGCUCCGGCCAGCGCCCAAUAGCGUGGAUGUGGAUGACUUCAUCAACACGAGGAUACAGGAGGCGGAUAACGACCCCACCGCCCCUCCUUAUGACUCCAUUCAAAUCUAUGGUUACGAAGGCAGGGGCUCGGUGGCCGGGUCUCUGAGCUCCUUAGAGUCUGCCACCACAGACUCAGACUUGGACUAUGACUACCUACAGAACUGGGGACCUCGUUUUAAGAAACUGGCAGACUUGUACGGUUCCAAAGACACUUUUGAUGACGACUCUUAACAAUAACGACACAAAUUUGGCCUUAAGAACUGUGUCUGGCUUUCUGAAGAAUCUAGAAGAAAUGUAAACAGGUAUUUUUUUAAAUCAAGGGAAGGCUCAUUUAAAACAAGCAAAGUUUUACAGAGAGGAUACAUUUAAUAAAACUGCAAGGACAUCAAAGUGGUAAAUACUGUGAAGUACCUUUUCUCGCAAAAAGGCAAAUAUUGAAGUUGAUUACCGACUUCGCUAGAGAAAAACCACUCGGCAUACGAAAUAUUUAAGUGAAGGAGCUGUCCAAUGGUAAACUCUGAAGGGAAAUUGUUUCUGUGUUAUGAACAUCCAAGUCUUUCUUUCUUUUAUUUUUUUUUUUAUUUGUCAAAGAAGCUUCCACAAAAUUAGAAAGGACAACAGUUCUGAGCUGUAAUUUCGCCUUAAACUAUGGACACUCUAUAUGUAGUGCAUUUUUAAACUUGAAAUAUAUAAUAUUCAGCCAGCUUAAACCCAUACAAUGUAUGUACAAUACAAUGUACAAUUACGUCUCUUGAGCAUCAAUCUUAUUACUGCUGAUUCUUGUAAAUGUUUUUGCUUCUACUUUCAUCUUGAACUAAUAUGUGCCAGAUAUAACUGUCUUGUUUCAGUGAGAGGCGCCCUAUUUCUAAGUCAUUUUUAAUGUAUCUAUUUGUACAAUUUUAAAGUUCUUAUUUUAGUAUACAUACAAAUAUCAGUAUUCUGACAUGUAAAAACUGUUAUGGCAUCACACUUAUAUUUUAUGAACAUUGUACUGUUGCUUUAAUAUGAGCUUCAAUAUAAGAAGCAACCUUUGAAAUAAAAAAAAGAUUCUUUUUU
This is a messenger RNA of Manis javanica (Malayan pangolin), 3795 nucleotides long. It is a transcript of the gene CDH11, whose product is annotated as cadherin 11. Gene Ontology annotation, biological process: multicellular organism development; adherens junction organization; cell morphogenesis. Gene Ontology annotation, molecular function: cadherin binding; beta-catenin binding; calcium ion binding. Gene Ontology annotation, cellular component: adherens junction; plasma membrane; catenin complex. The record is from RefSeq and is a predicted model, not a curated record. NCBI's taxonomy places the organism in Eukaryota, Metazoa, Chordata, Mammalia, Pholidota, Manidae.